Cladophialophora carrionii CBS 160.54 is the source of this 1920-nucleotide messenger RNA. RefSeq lists its product as uncharacterized. Bases 1 to 1920 code for a protein of 639 amino acids. Gene Ontology annotation, cellular component: nucleus. The record is from RefSeq and is a predicted model, not a curated record. Lineage: Eukaryota; Fungi; Ascomycota; Eurotiomycetes; Chaetothyriales; Herpotrichiellaceae. Gene Ontology annotation, molecular function: ATP-dependent H2AZ histone chaperone activity. The transcript has a single exon. Gene Ontology annotation, biological process: chromatin remodeling; regulation of DNA-templated transcription.
AUGGCAGAUGAUGAGACCAUGGACGACACGCCUCAACUGUCAGACACCGACGCCAGCGACGAUGAAUCCGAGGAUGCGCCCGUCGAAAGUCUAGUCGCUGGGAGAGAGCGGCGCAAGACCGCCGGCAACCGCUAUGACAGGGAUAUGGUCCUGGAGGAGACACGGGAUGCCGACGACCCCGACGAAGUCACGUUACUCUUCGCGGACGACCAGGAGGAGGAAGAUGAUGAGUUCAGGAGCGACGCCGAUGACGAGGACGCAGAUAUGUCGUCGAGUGACGAUGAAGACCAGGGCCCCAAUGCCGCGGCGGAAGAUCUCGAGGGCGAAAAGGAGUUGCAAAACCAGGCGAAACAAGAGAGGGCCAAGAAGCGCAAGGCGGAUCUGGCACUGACCAGCGUUGCUGGAGUGAGGAAGAAACUCAAGACCGACCCCACGAGGCGGCCGGCUGCUGCUGCAUUAUCUGCCCCUUCAAAGCCAUCGAAGAAAAAGGAACGAGUCACAUGGGUCCACGACGAGAAUUCCGGCCGAAGUUCCCUGCGCAAGCAGACGAUCGCUCACCGAGAAGAGACCAUUGCUCGCCUGAAGGAAAGCGAAGCCCAGAGCAAGAAGCUGAAAGCGUUGAAAGAAAAACGGGACAGGGAACGAGCAAAGGAUGCACCCAGGGAACUCACUCAAGCCGACCGGCUGGCAGAGGCGGCGAGGGUCGAGCGCCAGAAUGCCAAGAGCCUGAACCGAUGGGAGGCGAUGGAAAGGAAGCGGCAAGAAGAACAAGCCGCGAAGCUGGCGGCUCUGAAGGACAGGAAGCUGGAGGGCCCUGUCAUCAGCUGGUUAAGUCAGAAGGCGAAAUGGAUUCAGCCGGAUCCCAGCAAAAUUGCGACCAAAGAUGCCGCAGAGCCGCCUGGGCCGAAAAAACGUGGACGGAAAUCGAAAGCAGAGCUCGAAUUGAUCGCCGCAGAAAAGGCAUCAGAGUCGACAGCACUGCUCGCAGUGACCCCGACGACUACGUCUAUAUCGGCGCAACAAGACCCUCUCGCCCAGGGCCCAGCGCCAGAGAUGGUAUCUACGCCUGCUGCUGCUGCGGGACCUUCACAACCAGAGGUUAUGCCGCCUGCCUCUGAUAAACCCCAGGAAUCCUUUCUGAUGGGCAUCCAUGAAUAUGCCAAUCUGCAAGCGGACAGCAACGCCUCAGAGAGUAAGCCAGUCAGUCCUGCUCCACAACAACCCGACAUGGAACGGGACAGCGCGAUGAAGGAAGUGACGCAGCCAGAUAUAGAGAAACCCCUCGAAAAUGCACCCGAUCGUGUUGAUUCGCAGACCGACCCCUCCAGUGCAGCUGCCCAGCCAGCACCAAGACUGGAUCGUGGUGAAUCGCAGAUCGAGUCCCCUAGUGCAGCUGUCCAGCCAGCACCAAUCCAGACUAUCUCAGGCGAGGAUGCGGAAGGAGUCACUAUCAAGACAGAGGCGUCGACAGAGCAGACUCAACCACCCACACCCACAACUAUGCCCACACAUGCACCUCUCGAUCAAGGACAGGCCGCCCCGAUGCCUCUAGUGGUUGAACAUGUACCGGAACCCAAUGCUCCCCAAGUUGAGGAAGACUCUACGCGAAACCUCGUUAUCCUGGAGAAAUUCGACGAGCUCUCCAGCGAUGCCCGACAGGAGUACUCGUUCUUCUACAACAAGAAGGCGACCGUGCGAACAGGAAGAGCAGUGAAACAGAGCCAGGAACUCUGCUUGAUCACGGCUUUGCCCGUCCGGUAUCGAGACCCUUCCACCGGUAUCGCUUAUGCCAAUGCGGCUGCGUACAAGAAGCUCCAGGAGCUGAAAGAGCACAAAUACGUGUGGAGCAGCAUGCUUGGGUGCUAUGUCGGUCGAGAGCAUGGCAUCACGGCUCGUGGAGUGCCGGAGGGGUUUAGGUGA